Fragaria vesca subsp. vesca is the source of this 1152-nucleotide messenger RNA. RefSeq names its product putative F-box protein At4g22660-like. The transcript has a single exon. Lineage: Eukaryota; Viridiplantae; Streptophyta; Magnoliopsida; Rosales; Rosaceae. Bases 1 to 1152 code for a protein of 383 amino acids. The record is from RefSeq and is a predicted model, not a curated record. Gene Ontology annotation, molecular function: protein binding.
AUGAGUUGGCAUGGAUACACCAUAUAUACUACCGAGGAGAGGAAUAUUACAUGGGCCAGAAAGAUGAUGGAAGAAUCAAAGUGGCACGAACUCCCAGUUGAAGUCCUAGAGUUGAUCAUGAACAAGAUUGCUUCCAUGGACAUCCUCCGUUUCGAAGCAGUUUGUUCUUCUUGGAAAUUAGCAGCAAAAUCUUACGUUGCUUCCCCAUAUUACAAUCCUUUGCCUCAAACUCCAUGGCUCAUGCUUCGUAAUAAUCAAGAAGAUAAAAAAAGUUGGCGAUUCUUUAGCCUUGAGGAGAAAAGGGUUUACACCAUCAAGAACGUGUUCGAAGGCUUCCAAGAUGAUUGGUGCGUGGGUUCUUCCCAUGGGUGGCUGCUGAUUAUGGACAGUAAAGCUGUCUUUAAUCUUGUGAAUCCGAUUGCAAGAGCUACCAUUGGACUCCCAGACAUUCAGACUCUUCCUGAAUUCACCACAAACUUUUCUGGAGAUCAUAUUUUUAAAACUGCUGUUUCGUUGGACCCGUCUCGCAACAAAAACUUUGUCAUGGCACUGUUAGCUACACGACCAUCAAGACUUGCCUUCUACAAACAUGAAGAUAAAACAUGGAAAAGCUUGGAACUGGGUAAAGUCUAUGAGGAUAUUAUAUUCCACCAUGGACAACUCUAUGCAUUGCGUUGGAACGGGGAAGUUGCAGUUUGGGACUUCAAGAAACCACUUCCUGUGAAAACCACGUACCUUCAAAACUCUGCAUAUGUAGGCUCGAUUAGGGCUAGUUAUUUGGUGGAGUCAUUAGGUGACAUUUUGCAAGUGCAGCGGAUUUUACAAAAGGACAUGUUUGGUGAUUCCUACAUAACAUCGCACUUUCGGGUGUUUAGGAUGAAUAUAACUACUGCAAACUGGGAGAGAUUGGAAAGCUUGGGUGAGCGGAUUUUAUUUUGGGGUCGACAUGGAUCGAUAACAUCAUCAGCUUUGGAUUUUACAGAAUUGAAUGAAAACUCGAUAUAUCAUUAUGAUAACGGAACUAGUCAUAAUGUUGGAGCAUACAGCCUAACACAAAAAAAUAUGGAGCCAGUUUACAAAUUUGAGAAGUGGAGAACUGAUCGAGUACCCUUCUGGAUUGUUCCCGAUCUUUGUUUAAGUUACAGUCCAUAG